AUGGUGCUUGUCCAGUUCCUUUCCAUCCGAAGUCGUGCUUCAGAUGGUCUGGUGGCCCCAAUGCGCAAGAAAACCGUGACAGCGUCUGAAUUUACCUCGAACGGGCCACCAUUCUCUUACACCGUCGCGAUAGCCAAGAUGAAGCCGUUCGGCCUUCCAGCGCUUAUUACGGCUGCGCUGCUGGCGCUCGCGACGCCCCUCGGAGCCGAGCACACCAGCAACUGGGCGGUGCUUGUCUGCACAUCCCGCUUCUGGUUCAACUAUCGCCACUUGGCGAACGUGCUGUCCAUCUACCGCACCGUCAAGAGACUCGGCAUCCCCGACUCGCAGAUUAUCCUCAUGCUCCCCGACGACAUGGCUUGCAACCCGCGCAACGCCUUCCCCGGGACCGUCUACUCUAAUGCCGACCGCGCUGUCGAUCUCUAUGGGGAUAACAUCGAGGUGGACUACAGGGGCUACGAGGUGACGGUGGAGAACUUCAUCCGGUUGCUUACCGAUCGCGUCGGAGAGGAGAUGCCGCGGAGCAAGAGAUUGUUGACGGACGACCGGAGCAACAUAUUGGUGUACAUGACAGGGCAUGGCGGGAACGAGUUUCUCAAGUUUCAGGAUGCCGAGGAGAUUGGCGCCUUCGAUCUGGCCGACGCGUUCGAGCAGAUGUGGGAAAAGAAGAGAUACAACGAGAUCCUCUUCAUGAUUGACACGUGCCAGGCCAACACCAUGUACAGCAAACUCUACUCUCCCAACAUCAUCGCGACCGGUUCCUCCGAGUUGGAUCAAUCCUCGUACUCGCACCACGCCGACAAUGACAUCGGCGUGGCCGUCAUCGACCGAUACACAUACUACAACCUCGAAUUCCUGGAAACAGAGGUACGCGACACGAGCAGCAAGAAGACGCUCGGCGACUUGUUCGACAGCUACACGUACGAAAAGAUCCACUCCAAUGCAGGCGUCCGCUACGAUCUGUUCCGCGGCGGGGCAGAGGCCGCGCGCAGGCGGUUGGUCACAGACUUCUUCGGCAACGUCCAAAACGUCGAGGUUGACGGGGUCCAAAACACGACCGCUUUGGAGGAGGACCUGCUAUCCUUAAGCAAGACGAUUGCCGCGCUUCAUCGGAAGGCAGAUGAGCAGGACGCUGCGUUGAAGACCAAUGCGACGGGAGAGGACAAGAAAGAGGUGGUUCGGCAGAGGAAGGUGCAGGUUGCGAAGCCGCUGACGGAUGAGAAUUGGUGGACCAAGAAGAUGUAUGGGGCUGCGGCUGUCGCGGGGUCCGCUGGCUUCUUUAUGGAAGAUUUUCUAACGGAAGACCUGAAGGUUCUCCCUCUUCGAGAGAUUACUCUCAAUUCACGCCCGCUGGUCAAGCGUACCAUACAGUUCUCCUGCGACGGUGACCUGGCCGUCGCUGCCGACGACUCGGUCCAUGUCUUCGUCCCGGAGUUCCCAGAUCUCUCCCAGCGCAGAGAAAAGAUCAAAGCCCGCGCAGACGGCUAUCGAUUCCGCAAGGACGAAAUCUCGGACGAUGAGGAGGACGACGAAAAUGGGGGGCCGGGGGGUUACAAUCGCCAUAGCCUUCGCGCACAGUACUCGGAGGGCAGCAAGCACAUGCCUGUGUCAUUUCCGCCCAUAGAUCCCCGCGUCAACAGAGAGCUGUUCAUCAUCCAAGAACUACCGUUUCCAUACGAGAGUGCUGCCGACGCUGACGCCCGGAGUCCCGGCAGCGCCAGCGAAGGGUCUGUGGACUCGGACGCGUACAGUUCGGAGGACGAGGAUGGCGAGGGCGCCGGGUUGGGAUCUAACCGACCUUUCGGUGCCGGCUAUGGUCCCAUCACCGGCGUUGGCAGCAGCAUGAACCAUGUUGUGUGCAUUGGGUGGUCUCCGUCCGGAUUAGGCGUCAAUCGCCGGCCCAUUCUGGCCAUUUUGACGGGCUCUGGGACACUGGGCAUGUAUGGAGAUGGCAGCAAGUCUGCCAAUAUCUUACCACGCGCCAACGAGGGCAUGCUGCAGCGCCGCGAGCUCAAUUCCUGGAUUUUCCUCUGGGGCGUGGGCGAGCGGCUGGUGGUGCCGGGACAGCAGACCGAAGUAAGCGAAUACGUUCGAGGCUUUGCAUGGGCCAACGAAAUUGCACCGGGCCAGGCGCUGCUUGCGACCGUAAACGACGUGAAGGAGGUGGCCAUCAUCAGCGUGCAACUAGUCUCGGGAGCCGAUAAGGGCAAGUCCAUGGAAGACAUGGCCUUCCGAAUCGAGGGCAGCGAGAACACGGGCUGGAUGGUGCGAGAGGUCUUACGCUUCAAGGCGGAAGGACCCCAUGAUGCCGUCGAGCCGACGGAUUUGGACUGGAUCCCUCACGGCACCUCCUACGGUCUGAGAUGGGGUCCGUGGUUAGAGACUGGCAACGCCCGCACUUGCGUUCUCUCCUUUGUCGACCACAAUUACGUCGGCUUCCGAAAAGUCACGAUCAGGGAUUCUUGGAUAAGAGGCGAGAUGCCCAGUGUUGAGGUUGAGCCCCAGGACACCUAUGGGAUUUGCCUACACUUAUCAGUCGAUGCGUUUGUCGAAUUUGAGGACAUGAUCUGGACCCAUGGCCAGUUCAGCUCCUGUCGCGGCCUGAUUGCGACCGGCUUUGAGCUGAAACAGUUCGACGUCGCGCUCUCUGAAGGGGCGACGGGCCGGCUCGAGAAGCAUACUACUUUGGAUUGCGGGACUCUGUACCGUAAAGACACAGGCCAACUUUCAGGAAACCCCAUAGUUGACCUUGUCGUCCACCCUCCUGACCCUACUCGCCCAACGCCGACGCCGCUCUACACUCUAAUUCGUAUGUCGGCCACUACCACGACGAAAGACUGGUACCAGACAAACGUCCCUGCCCCAAGUGGUCCUGCAGAAGACCCGCGGCCACAGUGGGUCCGCACCAUCGCACAAAAGCUCGAAGUCCAGGUCCCUGUCGACCUGCACUUGACGCACGGGUACGAUGAUGAUGAGAGCGGUUCGGAUGCCUCCGCUGCCGAGUCCGAAGACGAGGAAAGCGACCUGGACAUAGGCGGAAAUCUCGACUCGUAUGUGGACGAGGACGCCAAUGGCGAUGACGACGCUGCAGCCCUCGAAGUCCCCGAGAUCCACCCUCACCGCGUCCGCCUCCACGGCCUCACUCUGUCCCCGGGAGGCGGUGUUGCCGCAGUCCUCGCGAGCAACCACAGCACGCAGCACCCGGAGCGCGGCGGCUGGCACACGGUGCGCUCGAGCGUGCUGUUCGGGUACCAACCUCGGCGACAGCGGCAGCCGCCGCAACAUGCCCGCUCCCCACAGCCCGACCACGGCGUCCCAAUCGCCCCGGAGUUCAUGGCCAUUGCGGGGAACAACACAUCCACCGGAGCCAGCACACGCUACGCCCGCUUAACAACCGAAGCAAAGCUUUUUGAGAGCCUGUACGGCGGUGGUCCCCAGGUGCCGGGUGUGCAUUACCCAGCCAGCACAGACACGACCAACUCCAACGAGAUCCGAAACCUCUUCGCGCCCGCCCUGGCGAGCCAGACCUGCGACUUGUGCGGGCACCCGAUGAACAUCCGCAAGGCAGCGCUCUGCGGAUGCGUAAACGGGCAUUUCUUCGGAACAUGCGCCACGUCGGGGCUGGCGGUGCAGACGCCCGGCGCGACGCGCAGCUGCGGCGCGUGCGGGCUCCGGACGAUGAGGGCGGAGGUGCUGGUGGCGAAGAUGCCGGACGAGAGCAAGGAGGAGGUCAGGAGGCUGAAAAUCUUCCCCAAUAGCCCCCUCUAG
Messenger RNA from Chaetomium strumarium, 3768 nucleotides. Its product is annotated as gpi-anchor transamidase-like protein. The record is from RefSeq and is a predicted model, not a curated record. Gene Ontology annotation, cellular component: GPI-anchor transamidase complex. The coding region runs from base 1 to 3768 and encodes 1255 amino acids. NCBI's taxonomy places the organism in Eukaryota, Fungi, Ascomycota, Sordariomycetes, Sordariales, Chaetomiaceae. Gene Ontology annotation, biological process: attachment of GPI anchor to protein; proteolysis. The transcript is spliced from 8 exons. Gene Ontology annotation, molecular function: GPI-anchor transamidase activity.